AUGACCACGAAAGCUUACUGCACAUCGCUCCUCAGAGUCGUGUUCACCUUGACUCUCUUGACAACCCUCACAAAAGGUAGUACAAUCCCCGCAGGUUACAAUCCAUAUGACGAUUUUCUUUCAUCACAGAUUGCUUCAACGUCUGAUACCACUGAUUGUGGUUGUUCCCAUAAACAUACUACGGACUCUCGACCUGCAAGUACAUCAACAGUGAUCAGUCCGACUUCUACCCUUAUAUCUGGAAGCUUCAGCUCUGCUGCUUCUAGCUCUGCUGCUUCCAGUUCUGCUGCUUCGAGUUCUGCAACUUCCAGCUGCACAACGUCUAGCGCUGUAACUUCCCAUCAAGUUCAACCGUCUUUCACACAGCCCCAGGCAUCUUUCAUUCGACCUUCCGGGGAAUGGUCUGCAGCAAGUUCUGCCACAUCCGUCACUCAAGUCGAUCCCCCUUCCGCUGCCUCGUCAAGUGAUGGCUUCGCAACAACAACAUGUACAACUACGGAUACCGCUGGUAACACUUUCUAUCCAGAUUCGGGCAAUACUGUUGGCCUAGGACACAACUCUGCUGAAUCAGCUGGAUCACAAGAUACUCAUUUGACUAAUGGUAUCGGCUCUACCCAUAGUGACGUCUCACUUACCAGUCAAAUCCCGGCUCCCACGAUUUCUUACAUCACCACAACGGUAUUUCAACCCCAAAGUACUUCCUCUCCCCCAUCAGGAAAUCCAGGUUCCGGUUCAGGAUCAGGUUCAACCUCGACCUCCGGGUCUAGUUUCAGUUCAACGACGUCUGCGGCCACUUCAGAACCUACUGUAGGAUAUAACCUACGUUUCGGAGAGAUGCUGGAAGUAUUCAGACUUGAUAUCAACGAUUAUAGUAAAACAACGUCAAAUUUCACUGGACCCGAGGGCUACGCAUAUCUUUUCAAUGAAGAUUAUCGUGAAGCCAUUUUCAAUGUAUCUGUUCAUGAAGCAGUAAUGGCUUACGGACAGACAUAUAUGGGACAAGCAACAAAGUACAUGCACUGCACUGCAGAAGUCACCGCUUCACCUACAACAAUGUACUCGAUGACGAUAUUUCCCGAUGGUCGACCGUCGCCUACUUCAACUGGUGCAGCUUGCUUGGAAUGUACUGAUAUUGCUUCCACUGAUAUGAAAACCGCCAGUCAAGCAUGA
This is a messenger RNA of Kwoniella shivajii, 1170 nucleotides long. RefSeq lists its product as uncharacterized. The transcript is spliced from 3 exons. The record is from RefSeq and is a predicted model, not a curated record. The coding region runs from base 1 to 1170 and encodes 389 amino acids. NCBI's taxonomy places the organism in Eukaryota, Fungi, Basidiomycota, Tremellomycetes, Tremellales, Cryptococcaceae.